This is a messenger RNA of Sphaeroforma arctica JP610, 315 nucleotides long. RefSeq lists its product as hypothetical. Lineage: Eukaryota; Ichthyosporea; Ichthyophonida. The transcript has a single exon. The record is from RefSeq and is a predicted model, not a curated record. The annotation marks the transcript as partial.
AUGGCCGUGCGUAAUCUUUUGGCGGGAAAAGACGUGCACGAGUCCCUGCACUACCUCGUCCAAUCAGAUGGUGGAGUUGAUAAAUCUAAAAAUAGACAGGAGGCCGAGGCGAUGAAGGACGUGAGCUGGCGGCAUGUAAAGGGCCCCCGAGAAGAUGGUAGUGGACAAUUAAUCAGUAUUGACAUGGAGUAUACUGAUCCCGCACACCCUGAGUAUGAGUGGGGAGCGGACCCGAACCUCGGGCUGGUUGCGGAUCUGAAGAUGGCCGGGGUGGCUGUGAAUGUGCAUCGGGAGAGUUUGCAGCCGCUUAUGCAG